GACAAGCGGAACUACGGAGUACUUUUUUAAAACACCGAAUGUAAACCGUCGCCAGUCAUGGAUAAAAACACUAACAGCAGCGGCCAGUAGCGUUUGCCAGAUGACGUGCCCGCAGUGUUGUACGAAGGCCAAACGUAAUAUCACCGACCAUGAUGACAGCCAAUCAGUUACGAGCGAGGUUUCCUUGGUCCAAUCAGAAGAGGACACUGAUGACGUGUUUUAUGUGGGAAUGACCAAUCCCAGUGAAGGUAGUGAAGGUACAACAUUCGCAAACAAUACACUCGCCCAGGAAAGUGUUAAUGAGCUCUAUUGUGCAUCCGAUCAGCAGUCAAUUGAUUCUGGUGAACUAGAAAGCGUUGAAUCACAAUGUUACCGCAGUGGUUACCUGAAGACAAAUGCAAUCGAUGAAAACUGGGGUCAAUUCUGGGCUACCAUCACAGGAAAACAGCUGAUACUUCACGCGUGUGAAGACAACCCAAACGCGCUCAAAGUCAUCGAGUUGACACGAAAUGUUCAAUGCAAAACGGCUAAAAGAAGCUCCUACGAUUUCCGAUUUACUUUAGUUGCCAGCCCGGUUGAGUUCUAUGAAUUCAAAUGUAUCUCUGCAAAUGACAGACGAGGGUGGAUGACGACGUUGGAGAAAGUUGCUGGAGGGCUGGGGAAGACAAACUCUGGCUCGAGGAUUUCCGAGAUUGUUACAAAAAUAAGAGAAAAUGAGAGUCGAUUGCAGGAGGUACAGCGGCAGCAGCAGGAAGAAGCGAUGAAACGACAACAAGAGGAGAAUCUCGAUGGCGGGCAAGAUAUCUAUGAUGAUAUUGUACAAGAACAGCAACAAUCACAGCCGAACAUAGAUGAGAUUCAAGGUUUCUAUGAAGCAUUACCCGCUGAGGAGGGUCCACGCAAACAUAUAUUGCCCCCAACAUUUGUUUUACCACCGCCAAAACCUCCGAAAAAAACGGAGAAACCAACAGUAAGUAUUGUGGUUGGACAAGAUAUUUACGACGAUACAACACAAGGCUUGUCUGUACCACCACAGCAACCACCUCCAGCAACACCUCCACGAAAACAACAAAGCUUGCUUCAGGAGCUGCCUCCCCCUCCACAACAAUUGCCACCUCUCACACCUCCUCAAUUGCGACGAAAACAGCAAGAACAACAACGGGUGAGUGCGGAGGGAAGUAAAGAAAUGCACGAUGGCUUUGUGGCAAAUGCUAACACAGUACAGCCGCUUCCAACAGCUUCGCAACUAAGUGAACAACAGCAACGUCAAAUAACCAGCGCUGAUGUAGGGGGAGAAGAACUUUACGAAUUAAUUCCUGGUGAAAACAGUCAACAAGAAGGCACUGAAAAUGAAGAACUUUAUGAAGUUUUGCCCGGGGAAGCAACUGAACAACAAAGCCGUGAAGAACAACAGCAAACAACGGAGAAACAAGUGAAUAAACCUGCAGACAAGAAAGGUAAAAAUAUCUUUUCAGUUCUACACAAAAAGCAAAAGGAGAAGAAGAAAAAGGAGCCAAAAGACAAGCGAAAGUCUGAACAGACACAGAAUAAACAAGACAAGGAAAAUCAAACACAACAGCAACAACAACGCCAUCAAGAAGCGGAAACGCUACCAGAAUCGCUUGAAAUGAAUGUAGAUGCUUCCAAUAUGAUGGAUGUGGAGAAUGUCACCAAGGAAAUGUCGGAAGAUGCUUUGAACGAGACGAAUGAAACAACUUGGAACUUUGAAGAACAUGUCCAGGUUCUGCAAGAAGCCGCUCAGCCUCUGCAAGUAAGCGCGGAGAAAGAUGUGGAAAUAACAGAAGAUGAGAAAUGUGCUGCAGAUGAUGAGAUUACAAAGGAGAAUCGUGCUGAAGAUGAGACAGUUGUUGCUGGUAUCACGCAAGAUGUAGAAAGAUUCCUAACUCAGGUUCUUGGGAAGGUCAACAACCUUCCUGGUGAUGUGAACAAAGAACGACUUGAGCUGACUGAAAAAUUGCAAAAAUUCCUAAAAUUACCUGACAAAGAUGCAAGCAAGAGGAAGCCUCCUCCCCCAUUGCCAAGCAAGCCUAGUCCAGCUGAUGAUAACCAGGUUGAUGAGGGAGAAUAUGGUGACGUCGCCGCUCAUGAUGUUGGCGGUGAAGAAAUGUAUGAUGAUGUUGUUAAAGGUGAUGUUGGUGGUGAAGAAAUGUAUGACGAUGUUGCCCAAAUUGUAUCUGCAGAGCCUCCAGAAGAUAUCGAAGAAGAAUAUGACGAUGUCGCUGCGCUGAAUAAAACAGAACCAAAUGAUGAACCAGAAGAAUUUUAUGAUGACAUUGAUCCAGGAAUCAAUACAGGCAUUGCAAAUAGAUCAUCAUCAAAAAAGUCAAACAACUCAGAAAUAUUAGAUGCUACUGGUGUAACAGAACCAAGACGUGCAUCGGACAUAACAGACAAGAUAUACGAAGGAGAUCUUGAGAAAUACAAAUCAAAAGGUUUAUUUAAGAAGUUUCAACGUCGUUAUUGCGUGCUAACACCACUUGCGCUCUACUAUUAUGAGAACAAGAAAGAUCAGAAACAAAAAGGCCAAAUCAUUUUACCAUCCAGUGAAUCAACUCUGCGUAAAGGUUGCCACAACUUUCCUGAAGUAAAGGAUAAAAAAUUGUGCUUUGAACUACUCAACGAAAGUCGAUGCUACCUGUUCAAGGUGACGAAGGAGUCAGAGCUGGAUAUCUGGAUUACACACAUCAGAGCCGCCUUAUCAACUGAUCUCUCUGAUGAGCAAUGCAGGAUCAUGAGACAGAAUAGUGUUAAGAUGAGUGUCCAUGACGACGAUGACGUAGAAGAGGGCGAAGACUUGUAUGAAUGUAUCGACACGAUGCAACAGAAUAAAUCCUCUGCUGAUCCAGAAGAGACAUCAGGAUCCUCGGGCAACGCGCCAAUCCUACCAGCCCGUGUACCAGCAGCAGCAGGAAAAGCAGCAACACCAGCGCAAGACGAUGAAGAAGAAGAAUUUGAGAAAGUUGAUGAUGAAAUGGAAGACUAUGAAACUGACUCAAGUGCUCCAACACCUGGAGGAAAAUCAAAAGAUGAAGAGAAACCACCGCCAGUCGUCAAUCGUGCAAAGCCAUCAUCAUCCCCUACAUUACCCCCGCGACCAACGUCGUCCCAAGAUGUCCCCCACCUGCCCCCUCGUGCCACUCCCGGAGCAAAGAAAGGACCACCAACGUUACCAACGAGAACCACGCCAACACUGACGAAAAAAUCCCAACCCAGUCCCUCUGAGAGCGAGCCGGAGCCUGAACCUGAGCCUAAGACGGAACCAGCGCCGAAACCUGAAGUCUUACCACCAGUCAAGACAAAACCUUUGAAACCUGGCGAACAAUUUGAUUAUAAUAAGGUUUAUGUCGCGAUGUGGAACUGUGCUGCCGAUGAUGACGACGACUUGGCAUUUUCCCGCGGAAAUUAUCUCUACAUCCGAGAGAAGAUACCGAACAGUGAUUGGUGGGUUGCCUCCCUAAUGGAUAUCCCGGAUAUUCGCGUUGGUCUCGUACCCAGGAAUUAUAUCAUGCCCGCAUACGAGAUGUGAUUGGAAUUCUGAAAAGCUGGAAAUUUCAGAUUACACUAAGUUUUCUGCAUGGUAGGUGUUCGAUUAGCCAUAAUGGUUUGUUUCCACUCGAAAGAAUGAUCCUCAGGGCCAGAUUAAAACCAUGGGUUCUCAUCGAGAACUGACAGAUACAACGAGUUCUAUUCAACCUCAAGCCACGCUGUGUCUAGGGCCUGGGUUCGAGGCCGUCUGAGGUUGCCCUGAAGUACUACUUUAUUUUGUGGUCCUGUGGUUAUUUCUCCUGAGUGAAAAACAAGCCUUUAGAAAUGUUUAGUUUUUGGGGCAAGAAAAUGAAACAUUCAUAACAAAUUAUGGGUAUUUUACACUCAUCAUUAUUAGGUCAGUAUAUAUCCGUAAAGACUCACCAUUAUCCCUUGAAAAAAACUCCUUUAAAAACUGCUUAUCAUAGUUGUACAUACGUCCAGAGUCACGGCUAGUCUCAAUAAUUUGAAAUGAAUAUUAAUAGUUCAUUUCUUCGAUCUAGUUUUUAAAGAAAGAUUCAGUUUUAAGACCUUAAGGUAGGAAGAGGAAAAUAAUUGUAAAAUCUUAAUAGAAUAGCGUUGUAGAUUUUUCUUAAAUGUAAAUUAAUCAUAGACAACGCAGCACGCUGAAUUAUUAAAAACAAGCAAAUGAAAUCGUGUAUUUAAUUAUCAGCAUGAACGAGCAUUUUUAAAGGUUUUAAGAUUCUUUAUCGGCGUAAGUGAGACGGAUGUUUUGUAGAAAAUAUGGUAAUAUAGUUUCCAUAACAACGCUUAUUUCGCAGGUGACAGGACGCUGAACAUUUAUGGAAAUAGCGUUGUGUCAAAGUAUCGAGAUACGAUCUCGUCUAAUUUUGUGACAGUAUUUUUCUACAGGAAGGAAUAAUCGUCAUUUAUAAUUUGUUUAUCUUCCGCCCUCCCGUCGUGUGAGUUUUUAAAUACAUUGUCAAACAGAGCUUACGUUAUUGCGGGAAUGCCUCAAAAGUGCUAUUGAUUAUCUCGUUCUGUUUGCUUAUAUUCGCUUGCUGGGUAUAACCCUUUCGAUUUCCAUUCAUUGUCAAUUGUUUGUGAAGUCAUUCGCAGGCUUCAGGGUAGAAGAUCUCCAACGCAGGGAUGAGGAAUUCUGAAAGGCUGCAACACGAAGUGGACUCAAUCCUUGCAGAAGUUGAAACCUUUCUACAUGAUCUAUCAAGCACUGAGCUUCCCCAAAGCUACAGUGCGCGGAGACAAAAACUCGAGUCGAAAGUAAAACUGCUUCGCGCAAAAUGUCAUCUUAAUCUACAAAGAAUGCCUCUCGCUUCGCUACGAUUUAUCCACGAUCCUUUUCCGAAAGAUCUCGAAGUAAAACGACCACGUUCGUUGACGUCACCUGAUACCAUGGCAUCGUAUCUUGCGGAUGUUCCUGAGGAAGAGGAGUCGUGUUCCCCGGUAGCAGGGAGCCAACCGGCGAAACUAGACACGGACAUAGUCGUGUGUGACGAGAAUAUCAUUCAAGGAAUGAGACCUCGUUCUGCGACUUUCCCUUUUUCAAUUUAACGUAGUUUGGGGAUAGGUAUUAGUGAGUUCUUACACUCUGGUUGACAAGGUUCUGGUUGAUGAAACUAAGCAACAUUCAAGAAUGGCUGUGGUGUCGUCUAUCACGAACAACCCUGUCAACUAUGUUGUUACAACUUGUUCAAACAUAUAAAUGCUUGUUUUUCAUCGGACCAGAAACAACAACAACUUGAAAACUUCACUUCUGAAACUUUAGUCGUGUUAUUAACAAAAACACAAAAGAAAAACAUCAGUUUUCAUCUCUAUCUUCAAAUCUCAUCAACUGACAAUUUUUUCAUCGUAUUUGAAAACCAUGCAUAGCGCAGGUGAAUCAGGGGAAUAUAAAAGUUAUUGGUUUUAUUUUUUAUUAAAUAGGAAAGACGUUUUGUGAACGUUAAUGACAUUUCUUUGAGAAGGU
Molecule: messenger RNA, 5494 nt
Organism: Dendronephthya gigantea
Lineage: Eukaryota; Metazoa; Cnidaria; Anthozoa; Malacalcyonacea; Nephtheidae
Product: titin-like
Exons: 16
Coding region: 101-3547 (1148 amino acids)
Cellular component (GO): plasma membrane; cytoplasm
Molecular function (GO): protein binding
Source: RefSeq, a predicted model, not a curated record